UAGAUGUCUUAACACGAUUACACGAGUCAUCAACUCAUCUACUAUAAAAAAAGAACAUCUAGAUUGUGAGUUCCUCUUUCCAAGGUGAGUAACAAGCAAAAAUGGCAACUUUGUUCACUCUCAGCUCGUCAUCAAAUCAUGCUUUCCUCGCUUCUUCCAAAACCCAAAAACCCCAUUUUACAACCUCAUCUACUCCCAGAAAUCCUCUCUCUAUCAGAUGUUUCAGGCCACCGGAGCCCGGCCCACCUAAAGAAGUCCAAACUUUAUGGGCCUGGCUCACUGAUAAAGGCAUAGUCUCACCAAAAAGCCCAGUAAAGCCAGGCAUUGUUCCAGAAGGCCUAGGAUUAAUAGCCCAAAAAGAUAUAGCUAGAAACGAGGUCGUUUUGGAGGUACCCAGAAAAUUUUGGAUAUACCCAGAUACUGUAGCAGCUUCAGAAAUUGGGUCUGUUUGUAAUGGGCUUAAACCUUGGGUGUCUGUUGCUUUGUUCUUGAUGAGAGAGAAAAAAUUGGGUGAUGCUUCAUCUUGGAAACCUUAUAUUGAUAUAUUGCCUGAUUCUACAAAUUCAACUAUUUAUUGGUCAGAAGAGGAACUCUCUGAGCUUCAAGGUAGCCAGCUGCUGAACACAACACUGGGUGUGAAAGACUUAGUAGCAAAUGAAUUUGCAAAACUCGAGGAAGAAGUAAUAGUUCCUCACAAGAGACUUUUCCCUUUUGAUAUAACACUAGAAGAUUUCUUUUGGGCAUUUGGAAUCCUAAGAUCAAGAGCAUUCACUCGCCUCGAGGGCCAAAGUCUUGUUCUAAUCCCCUUGGCUGAUCUGAUCAAUCACAGUCCUGAUUUAACAGCACAGGACAAUUCUUGGGAAGUUAGAGGAGCCGGUCUGUUCUCUAGAGAUCUCCUAUUCUCACUAAGGAAUCCCACCAGAGUGAAGGCUGGUGAACAGGUUUUGAUCCAAUAUGAUUUGAACAAGAGCAAUGCCGAAUUAGCCUUGGAUUACGGGUUCAUAGAAUCUAGGUCAGAACGCAACACAUACACCCUAACACUAGAGAUACCCGAAUCAGACCCCUUUUUCGGGGACAAGCUAGACAUAGCUGAGUCAAAUGGCAUGAGGGAAACUGCAUAUCUUGAUAUUGUUCUAGACCAGCCUCUUCCAGCAACUAUGCUCCCAUAUCUUAGACUUCUGGCACUUGGUGGAGGCGAUGCAUUUCUCUUGGAAUCAAUAUUUAGGAACUCUAUAUGGGACCACCUUGAGAGUCCUGUUAGCCGUGACAACGAGGAGCUUGUUUGCCAAGUGAUACGUGAUGCUUGUAAAUCUGCUCUUUCUGGUUACAGUACCACUAUUGAAGAGGAUGAGAAGUUGAUGAUACAAGACGAUCUGAAUCCAAGGCACAAGAUAGCUGUAGGGAUAAGAUUGGGAGAGAAGAAGGUGUUGCAGCAGAUUGAUGGGAUUUUUAAAGAAAGAGAGAUGGAUUUGGGUGUUUAUGAAUACUACCAAGAAAGGAGGCUUAAGGAUCUAGGAUUGUGCGGAGCACAAGGGGAGAGAAUACCUUGGAUAGGGGAGGUAUAGUUAGUCUUUGUUUAUAGUUCAAAAUGCAAUGAUGGACCGUGCAAGACCUGUUCGCAGUUCAUAGUUUAUAUUGGCUUAGAAUCACGGCCUGAAACUAGGAACGAAGAGAUGCUAUGGUAUCCCAUUUCCGAUGUUGAUCAAUGUGUAGGAUUGUAGACUAGCAAUGAUAUGUCGAAAAAUUAAUUGUUAUGCUUGGUGUAUUCAUGGGUUGAUUGGUUAUAUAUAUGUAUUAUACCAAAUAUAGUAGCAUAAUUGAUUCCUAUCA
Beta vulgaris subsp. vulgaris (sugar beet) is the source of this 1830-nucleotide messenger RNA. RefSeq names its product fructose-bisphosphate aldolase-lysine N-methyltransferase, chloroplastic. The record is from RefSeq and is a predicted model, not a curated record. Bases 102 to 1565 code for a protein of 487 amino acids. NCBI's taxonomy places the organism in Eukaryota, Viridiplantae, Streptophyta, Magnoliopsida, Caryophyllales, Amaranthaceae. The transcript is spliced from 6 exons. Gene Ontology annotation, biological process: peptidyl-lysine monomethylation. Gene Ontology annotation, molecular function: protein binding; [ribulose-bisphosphate carboxylase]-lysine N-methyltransferase activity; protein-lysine N-methyltransferase activity. Gene Ontology annotation, cellular component: chloroplast.